Messenger RNA from Hemibagrus wyckioides, 1464 nucleotides. RefSeq names its product cell adhesion molecule DSCAM-like. The record is from RefSeq and is a predicted model, not a curated record. Gene Ontology annotation, cellular component: external side of plasma membrane. Lineage: Eukaryota; Metazoa; Chordata; Actinopteri; Siluriformes; Bagridae. Gene Ontology annotation, biological process: positive regulation of T cell proliferation; negative regulation of T cell proliferation; cell surface receptor signaling pathway. The transcript is spliced from 9 exons. Bases 111 to 1280 code for a protein of 389 amino acids.
CAUGAUGUGUGAGUGUGUGUGUGUGUGUGUGUGUGUGUUUUAAAGACCGAGUGUAAGACUGCAUUUCCACCACACACAGUGUCUCUGCUUAUGGACAUUAGUUAUUAAAAAUGCAGGUGUGUUGUUAUCUUCUCCUUCUUCUUCACAUCACUGAAGGCUGCAGGCUGAAAGGAAAUGGAGAGACAGAAGAGAUCACUGCAUACACAGGAGUCUCAGUACUGCUGCCCUGCUCCUGCAUUGACCUCCACAGCAAACCUGAGACAUUCACAUGGAUGAAAACCAAAAAUGAAUAUAACUGGGUACAGAUAUCUCCUGAGAGUGAUCAGUACAAAGAGAGAUUUCAGCUGGUUAAUGAUCACUCUUCAGGAAAUCUCUCUCUGCUCAUAUCACACCUGACUGAAGAGGAUGGAGGACGUUACAGGUGUAGUGUUGAAGGGGCUGAAUACAGAUACAUCAGACUCACUGUUAAAGGUUGCACAUUGAAUCAACAGACAGUGGAUGUGACUGGAAACGUGGGACAGUCUGUCCUUCUGCCCUGCUCCUGCUCUGAACUACAAGCCAAACCACACACCUGGAGAUUUUUAAAAGAAUUUUAUACUGAAAUCUUCCCAAAGGACCAGACAAAUCGCUACACAGGCAGAGUUCAGCUCUUUAUUGAUCAUCCUCCAGGAAAUCUCUCUCUACUCAUAUCACACCUGACUGUAGAGGAUGGAGGAUGGUACAGGUGUGAGAUCAGCAACGAAAUCAGUAAAGACAUUCGACUCACAGUAAAAGACAUCAUAACUACUAAACCAACCCUGGAGGCCCGUGACAAAAAAAUUGGUGAUGAAAUAUUAAAAGAAGAUUCUAGUCAAUCAGAUUCCAUUGAAAACCCAACUGCUAACCACCAGAUCAUCAUCAUCAGCUCUAGUGUUGCUGGAGUUCUGCUGCUGCUGCUGAUACUCGGAGGAUUCAUCUACUGGAAACACAGAGGACAGAAACGAGGACAGACCCAGAGUAGUGAUGGACAAACAGGACAGAAGACACAGCAGGAGAAGCAGGAGCUUAAUGAACCUCUGAACUUAACCGUAACUUCAGAGCCCACUUAUGAAGCAGUAGACAAACAGAAUGAUUCUAGUGUUCUGUAUGCAGUUAUAAAUCCACAAACUAAACUCAAGAAAGCAGAAGUAAAGGAUGAUGUGACGUACUCCUCUGUAGUCCACAGUAACACUGUGAGAGCGGCACACACUCCAGUGGAAUCAGGAGAUACUACAGUAUAUGCUAGCAUUAAAACUAACUAACUAACACACACACGCGCUAUUACAUCUGUGAGGUUUUUCCAUUGCCUUGUGUGUUACAAAUGUGUGUUCGCUAAAUAAUAUAACCCUUUUAUCUCAAAAUGUCUUGAAAAAAGUUUUAAAUGAUAUAAAAUAAUAUUUUUGUAACCACAUUAUUUUGUACUAACAUUAAUGAAUUAUGAAAAUU